GACAGCGCAGACCUCGGGGUGUGACAGGACACCGGGCAGUGACAGACCUGGGGGGUGACAGGACACCGGGGCUGCUGGAACCCCCUCCCCUAAGGGCCACUCGGCAUUAGGGCAACGAGGGCGGGGCUGCCACACCCACAUGAUGCAGGUCUUUCUUCAUAAUGUGCUGAGCAUAUAAGAGGACCAUGACACCGCGUGCUGCAGUAGGCGCCAUCCCAGAGCAGGCACCGCCUGGCCCCGACCAUGUCCUGUGUCCACUACAAGUUCUUCUCCAGGCUGAACUAUGAUACGGUCACCUUCAGCGGCCUCCACAUCACCCUGCGCGACCUCAAGCGCCAGAUCAUGGGCCGCGAGAAGCUGAAGGCGACCAGGAGCGACCUGCAGAUCUCCAACGCCCAGACCAAAGAAGAAUACACAGAUGAUGACGCCCUGAUUCCGAGGAACUCCUCGGUAAUUGUCAGAAGGAUCCCUGCUGGAGGAGUUAAAGCUACCAGCAGAACCUCUGUUACAAGUCGAACGGAGCCAGUGAGCGGAACACCAAAAGCAAUGGAUGACUCCUCUGCAUCUGCUUCUCUGUCCCAGCUUAUUCAGACUGCCAGUCUGGCUGAAGCCAGCGCUUCCGAAGAAGACAAAAUAAAAGCGAUGAUGAUACAGUCUUGCCGUGCAUAUGAUCCAAUCAAUUACAUGAAGAACAGCCUGGGUCUACCUCCGCCAUCAUAUACUUGCUUUCGUUGUGGAAAACCUGGCCACUAUAUAAAGAACUGCCCAACAAACGGGGACAAGAGUUUUGAGCCUGUUCCCAGAAUUAGGAGGAGCACGGGCAUUCCAAGGAGUUUCAUGGUGGAGGUGAAAGAUCCCAACACAAAGGGUGCUAUGCUGACCAGCACGGGAAAAUAUGCCAUACCAAUUAUUAAUGCGGAAGCUUAUGCCAGAGGAAAGAAGGAAAAGCCUCCCUUUCUACCGGAAGAGCCGGCCUCCUCCUCCCCCUCCGAUGAGCCUAUUCCAGAUGAGCUCCUGUGUCCCCUUUGUAAAGAUAUAAUGACCGACGCAGCUGUUAUUCCCUGCUGUGGAAACAGUUAUUGUGACGAAUGUAUUAGAACAGCGUUACUGGAUUCUGAGGAUCAUACCUGCCCAACGUGUCAUCAGAGCGAUGUUUCUCCUGAUGCUUUAGCUGCCAACAAGAUCCUACGCCAGGCUGUGAACAACUUCCAAAAUGGAACUGGCUACCCUCGGCAGCAGCAGCCGCAGCAGCCGCCACCGCCACCACCUCCACCACCACUCCUGACUGUCGGGCCUCCCGCCGCGCUGGUGACGGCCGCUAACCUUUCUAAACCUUCCUCUCAGCCAAUCGGCGGGUUGUUGGAGGAGAAGGUCAUCCAGUGA
Phalacrocorax carbo (great cormorant) is the source of this 1383-nucleotide messenger RNA. The record is from RefSeq and is a predicted model, not a curated record. Lineage: Eukaryota; Metazoa; Chordata; Aves; Suliformes; Phalacrocoracidae.